AUGGGGCAACUCUACUCACAUCUUGUCUUCCGCCCGCCGCCCGUUGUGUCUUACCAGUCGGUUGACGGCUACCUCAAGUACGUUCUGCCGGACGUCGCCGGCCUCCCCACCAUCCACAAAACCGAGCUCGUUUGGCUGCUCACCUCGCUGAACGUCCGCAUCCCCUGCGCCUGGGUGCGUCAUCCCGACGCUGAGUUUGUCAUAUUGUACGCCCACCAGAAUGGAGAGGACUUGGGUUCCAGCAUCCAGGACGCCCACACCCUCAGCCGCGCCCUUGCCGUCGACGUCUUCACCUUUGAGUACUCUGGGUAUGGCCUCUCCGAAAAGUCAAAGCGUCACGCUAAUAAACGGGGAAGGGUCCAAGUCCAACCCUCGCUAAAGGAGAGCGAUCGAACCAGGGUUGAACCGUCGGAGAAGGCCUGCUGCAGCGACAUUGAUGCUGCCUAUGCCUAUUUAGUCAACGAGGCGGGAGUCCAUCCGUCACAAAUCAUUGUCAGUGGAAGGAGUAUCGGGAGUGGCCCGGCUGUGUAUUGCGCCGCCUCGCAAAGCGUUGCGGGGCUCGUCCUCAUUGCCCCCAUUGCCUCGGCAGUGAGAGUCGCCUUGAAGAGGCUAAACAUAACCCUUCCUUUUAUUGAUACAUUUCCGAACAUCGACCGUGUCAGCAAGAUUCGUUGCCCUGUUCUUGUUGUGCAUGGCGACAUGGACGAACUUGUUCCCAAGCUGCACGGCGAGAGGCUCGUCGAAAAGAUCAAGCGAAAUGGCCACGCCGUCAAACCCCUCUGGAUCCCCGAGGCGAAGCACAACAACGUUGUCGAGGAUUUCCAGUCUGUCGUCUUCGGGAGAUACACACAGUUUCUUGAGGAGCUCAAGCAGAUGAAGUAUGACCGAGCAUCGUUGGAAGGCAUGCCCGACAACGUCAAGUACCAAAAGAUUUUUCCAAAGUCGCGCCGCAGGAGACAUCCAAUCGCCUGUCUCGGUGCCCCACGCACCUCAAUUGAUCAGUUUAGCACCUGUGGCCAGGUGGGUGAUGAUGACCGUAGAAGUCGCGAUAUUCGAAGGAGAACAGACGGGCUAGCGUGUCACCAGCACGAAUCUUAUCUAAGCAAGGUGCGAAAGUCGCAGUCGUGGCAUGUGCCAGCGGCUUCAGGGAAGGCUUUUUCAAGGCAAGGCGCUCCUUUCCUCUAUUCGCAACGGUCGCAUCACUCAGGUUCAAGAAUUCUCUCAUAA
Molecule: messenger RNA, 1227 nt
Organism: Chondrus crispus (carragheen)
Lineage: Eukaryota; Rhodophyta; Florideophyceae; Gigartinales; Gigartinaceae
Exons: 1
Coding region: 1-1227 (408 amino acids)
Biological process (GO): proteolysis
Molecular function (GO): serine-type peptidase activity
Source: RefSeq, a predicted model, not a curated record